AUGAACGAGAAUGGACAGAGGCUUCUUGAGUUAUGCUGUUACCACGACCUAUGCAUAACUAACACGUUCUUUGCCACCAAGCCACUAAACUGUGUUCUCACCACACGCAGCUAUCACAGUGCUGACUGCGACACUGACCACUCCAUGCAGAAAGGUCGCCCCCGCAUUAACACUAGCAAGACGGCAAUCCCAGACCUGUGCGAGCGCUUCGCCAAUUCCAUUGAGGAUGCCCUCAAAAACUGCCCUGGUGGCAACACUGAAGAGAGGUGGAGUCACAUCCGUGAUUUCAUCUACAACUCUGCAAUGGACACCUUCGGCAAGAGAGAGAGGCAGAAUCCGGAUUGGUUUGAAGCCGGCAUUGCUGAACUAGAGCCAGCAAUUGAGGCCAAAAGAGCUGCCCUCAUCAACUACAAGAGGGAGCCUUCUGUGAAGUCACUCGCUGCACUCAAAGCCAAGAACGACGCCCAACGGAUCGUUCGGCGCUGCGCAAAUGACCACUGGCUCAACCUUUGUGAGAGUAUCCAGCUCUCUGCUGACUGCGGCAAUAUUCGUGGCCCAAGCGUAAACAAGAUCGCGCCCCUGAAAUCAACUGCCGGCGACAUCAUAACAGACCGCAGCAAGCAGAUGGAGAGAUGGGCUGAACACUACCAGGAGCUCUACUCAAGAGAGAACGUGGUCACAGCCGCAGCUGCCGAGAACACCGCCAGCUUGCCUGUCAUGGAGGAGCUGGACGCUCCACCCUCCGCAGAUAAACUGAGCAAGGCCAUCGACUCCCUAGCCUGCGGCAAAGCUCCAGGAAAAGAUGGCAUCCCACCCGAAGUCAUCAAGGUGGGAAAGAAGACUGCUCUCCUUCACCAUCUGCACCAGCUGCUGCAGCAGUGCUGGGAAGAAGGAACUGUGCCCCAAGAGAUGCGCGACACCAACAUCAUCACUAUACAAGAACAAGGGCGACUGCACAGGAACGUACAGUACGAUGGUUCCUCCUCGGACCCAUUUUCAAUCAAGAACGGGGUGAAACAAGGGUGCGUACUCGUUCCGACACUCUUCGGAAUCUUCUUCUCUUUGCUGCUGUCCUACACCUUCAGCCAGUCAGAGGACGGAGUGUACAUUCACACCAGAAGCGACGGCAGCCUCUUCAAACUUGCCCCGCCUCCGAGCUAA
Penaeus monodon (black tiger shrimp) is the source of this 1161-nucleotide messenger RNA. RefSeq lists its product as uncharacterized. Bases 1 to 1161 code for a protein of 386 amino acids. The transcript is spliced from 3 exons. NCBI's taxonomy places the organism in Eukaryota, Metazoa, Arthropoda, Malacostraca, Decapoda, Penaeidae. The record is from RefSeq and is a predicted model, not a curated record.